AUGCCGAAGCUGGUCUAUCUGCGCACGUCUCUUCCCAAUAAGCCGAAGAGCCGGCUUUUUGCUUCAGUUUCGCGACAGCGACUGGCGCAACCUCGUCAUGGCCUUCUCAAUGAGCCCUGGCUAGCUCCAGCUUCCGUUACACCUCUACCAACCACAUACUUCUCCCCGGCUUGGGUGUGGAGGGAGGAUGGGGAAGGCAUUCGGAGAACCGAUCACAAACCGCCAGAUGAAAGAACCUUGAAACUCGGAAAGACUUUACGAACCCUCUCACCCCUCUUACCGACCUUACUGUACAACACCUUACCCACCGACAUCCUCGCCCCGAGUGUCAAUCUUCACCUAUUCCCAUCCACACAUCCACACCUACCCACUGUCAAAGGACGCACACUCUAUCGCGCAGCACUAUGGACUGUCCCCGUAGCAUGGAGCAGCGUACCACUAGUUGGAAAUGUGAAACUGCAAAUUCUCAGCGAAAGGAUCGUACGCGCUGGGACGUUGCUCGACCCCACGCAUCAUGGCGACCACCACGACUGCGGCGAUGAGCGCCUACUAGUACGAUGGAAGACAGAGCCACGAACAGACAGCCGCCCCUUCCAUGGUCCAGGCUCUUUGAAUACCAAUUCUAUAACCCCCUCAGAAACCACCCCAUCCUCACAAAAUAGCCAUCUCUCGGCUUCCACAAACGGCACCAACAAAGGGCUGAGUGUCCUUCUUGGUGGUGAAGAGCCUAUUUUCAAGCUUUCAAAAGAAGAGCAAUUCACCGGUAUCUUUAUUUUCUCUUUUGAUGAGGAGGGUCGCAUCCUGACUCAUACUAUCGAGCAUGCCGAUGAAGCGGACGGCUGGGACCGGACUGCUAAAUUCGUGACUCUCACUGACUGGCUCAUUGGCAAAGCACGUGGCUCAUUGGACCCUGCUGUUAGUACAGGACUUGCUAUGGCGACUUCUGAUGGGUUUGCUUCCGGCAAUGGCCGGAGGUCGUGA
Molecule: messenger RNA, 981 nt
Organism: Penicillium griseofulvum
Lineage: Eukaryota; Fungi; Ascomycota; Eurotiomycetes; Eurotiales; Aspergillaceae
Exons: 2
Coding region: 1-981 (326 amino acids)
Source: RefSeq, a predicted model, not a curated record